Aspergillus puulaauensis is the source of this 2787-nucleotide messenger RNA. RefSeq names its product mediator of RNA polymerase II transcription subunit 16 (gene SIN4). Gene Ontology annotation, biological process: positive regulation of DNA-templated transcription. The record is from RefSeq and is a predicted model, not a curated record. The transcript has 9 exons. Bases 1 to 2787 code for a protein of 928 amino acids. Gene Ontology annotation, cellular component: mediator complex. NCBI's taxonomy places the organism in Eukaryota, Fungi, Ascomycota, Eurotiomycetes, Eurotiales, Aspergillaceae. Gene Ontology annotation, molecular function: protein binding.
AUGCCCUUAAUUAUGGAGGACGGGAUCAAUGUCGACGAUUUGUUCGGUGAAUCCGCCUCUCUCGAGCUGGGUUUGCCUCCGAACACUCCCCCUGCGAAAGGCCUAGCCCAACGUUUAGAUGAAAUGAGAUUAGUUGGGUGUUGCCAGAAAAUUGCCUGGUCGAGGCUCGGAUGUGUUGCAUAUAUCUCGCAAGAUGCUUCUCGGGUCAACGUUCGCCAUCUCCAGUGCCAAAAGUCAGAUGGCAAGUGGACGUUGAGCGACGAGACACCUUUAAAUCAGGUCGCAGAUGCCCACGAUGGCCAUGCUCUGGUUCAUCUUUGCUGGAAUGAAUCUGGCUCAGAAUUAGCAAUAGCCGAUACGUCCGGUCGAGUAUCCAUUUAUUCUAUUCCAAUUGCCCUGAAUAGCGUAAAUGGAGCUCGUCAAGCAGCCUUUGAUGCUGCUGAUGAUGGGGCUCAAAUUGUUGGGAUGACGUGGUUGAAUCAAAACCGCUCGGUACACUCAUUUUAUCAGGCUGCCAAGGUACAAGGUCGGUGGGCAUAUUCGCCAUUUAGACGACGUCCAAUUGCACCUUUCCACCCUGUUAAUAAAGCCGCGCUCCUUUGCAUCACAAGGUCUGGAUCCAUGAAACUUCUAUACCAAAAUCCGGACAACAAAUGGGCGGAAAUUACGACAGAAUUGAAAAACACAAGUUACUCCGAUAGGCUUCUUACCCACGCGGCUCUGGUAGCAACACAAGCGGGAAUCCUAAUCGCUACGCAUUCGGCAUGUCAGAAAAUAUCCAUAUACCGAGUGAGUAUCCAGUGGAAUCCGCCCCAAUGGGAUCCCGCGCAGCAGAAACAAGGAUCCCAGCCAACUCCAGUCCCAAGCUUUCGCUCCAUUCAUUCCAAGGUUGAAAUGCCCUACAAUAUCCCAAACAACCGGGGGGCAGCAGGCGAGAACCCGGAUGAACAAUUCACCCUCACAAACUCUCUCUAUUGCCUUACAUCCUUGCAAAUAAUUCUUCCCGCCUCCGAUAACUCCGCAGGCUCAACACCAAGUCCCUGGAUUGUAGCUGUUUUCUCGAUCCCUCCUCACGCCAUUCUCCAUCAACAACCGCAAGUACCAGCCAGUGCCGUUAUCCGGUGGCAGCUUGAAACUGGUAUCCCCACUCUGCACCCCAAAUUCGAUGAAGUUGCCUCAAAGAAGAGCAACGUGCAAAUCAAGCCGAAAACUAUUCUGCGUCGCCUUGACGACAUCACUUCUGACCGUCAUGUUAUCUCCGUCGACCAGACAGAAUAUGGUAACGUCCUCGCCGUAUCCUAUGACGACGGCUCGAUUUCUUUCUAUGAUCCGAAGACUAUGGCGGCUUUCGAUAUUCUCGACGACGCAAACACUGUCACUAGCCUCGCCCAGGCAGGGUUCAACUACCCCUUAGACGCUCCAGCGGUACAUAUAGGCUUUUCACCAAGUGCCUGUGCUGCUGUGGGGUUGGACAGCGAUGGACAGAUACACCUCAGAAUUAUGGAACAUUCUUACGGAGCGGAGAAUGGCCAUUAUGACGAGAACAAAUUUUCUGCGGCCAUUGCUUCAUUAACGUUAGCUUUCUGUCGUGGUUGCGGCGGCGAAGUCAACACGGAUGAUAUUCUGUUGCUUCUAAUACGUCAAUUACCGCAAGAUUCCCAGACGGGUUUCCUCAACGAGGUCUACCGUGCGCUGUCGAUCAACAGCAAUUUCACAACGGAGCAUGAUAAAUUGAUGAACCAUCCGUAUAUCUCCCGUGCUCUUAGCAUACAAGCGGCUCUAGGCUUUAAAAAUAAGUAUAAGACGCGGAGUAUUGCUUCAAAUGUUCCGUGGGCUAUUAUUCAACUUCGCCAGGCUGCUAUCAUAUACCCCUUCUUUUUUCAAUACAAUAAAGGAUCCCAGCCGCCCGAACCGCAUGACCCAGAUGUCCUACGUAUGGUUCUUGGGAAUACUAAAUGGAUCCUUGACUUCUUCCUAUAUACCCUAAACGAGCUUUUCGACCUUGCAGAUGAAUUUGAAAGCGUCCCAGCCGACCAAGAAGCCUUCAAUCAGAAAUUAAAAUCAACUGCCUCCCUGCCCCUUAUCGUUGUCCUUUCUAGCAUGUCUCGUGCAUUCCUCCGCUUCAUCUGCCGUGGCCUUCGAGGAAUCCAUUCUGGCUACGCCAACGCUCCCCUCACCGGUGACGCUCGCAUCUACUACACCGAAAUUUGUCACGCCCUAGAAACAUCCCCCGUCCGCACAGACGUCUACGAGAAACUGCUCGCGGGCGUCGACUCCGCCGUCAGACACGCCUACACAGGCGCCGGGUUCGGCGAUAACGAGCGACCAGGCCCAGAGAAGGAACUCCUCGUCAGCAGCCGCAUUCCACCCGUCCUCGUAACUGCAGUGUCCACCAUCCUCCGCCAAACCAUACCCAGCAUAAAAGCCGAAGUCGACCGCAUGGCAAUCUUCAUGGGCGACUAUAGCUGGCUGGGAUUUGGCUCGGACGCUCGCACGGAAGCCUACCGAAGAUCACGCGAGGUAGACAUCAUCAAGAAAACGCCGAUUUUCCGGGCUGUGCCUGGAGCUGGGACAGGAAGGUUGGGCACCAUGGAUGUGGGCGAUUUGGGUGCGAAGAGUGGUACUCAGGGGCACUUGAGCAGACGAUGUGUUCGCUGCUGUGAGGUCUCUGAGGCGGUGUACCCACCGCGUUCAGUCCCUGCGCUUAGGAUGAUUUAUAAAUUGGGGCAUUUGAGGUCUUGUAUUUGUGGGGGGAUGUGGGAUCUGGAAUCGGGGUUGAUGAUUUAG